AUGCAGACCAUGCCGCCCCGAGCGUCCUUGACCAGCUCUUUCUCCGUCACUGAUGCCAACAAUGAAGUCGUCUGUCCGUUGAAAAAUAAUGAUGGUUCCAAUUGCCGGAAAAGAUGCUUGGGAGAAAAGCGCUAUCGCUCUAUGCAGGAGCACAUUCGACGGGCCCAUCCCAAUCACUACAUUCCGAAGCUCCCGGCUACCGAGGAGAGCUUUAUCUUGAUGGUCACCACCCCUCCCGAUCAGCGGGCCAACCUCUCUCCUCCAAACCAGACUCAAUCCAGACGGCGCAAUGAUGUCGUCGACCGUGAUAUCUAUGUCGCAGAUGCUAGCUCUCCCGCAACCCCCCGCGGCGUCGAUGAAGCUCAUCCGGCUGCGGCAACUGCGGCUGUUGCUCUAGCCCAGUUACAUCAUAACCGCCUGGCCUCGGAUUGGGACACAGACAUGGAAACCCACUCCGAUAAUGACAUCGGGAGAACCCCAAUGCGAUCGACCAUUGAACUGCCGUCCCUUCGCGACCACUUCAAGCAGGAAUCGCUUCCUCCCUUUUCGUCGCCUCGCCCAAGAGAGCUUCUGCCUUCCAUUCUUACUCAUUCCCCCCCCGGUCGCUCCUCGACGCUUCCCCCGAUCCAGAGGAGAGAUAAGCUUCCCCGACCCCGCAAGUCCUCCAUUUCCGGCGCCCGAAAGCCAAAACACGAACGGUCCAAAUCAAAGGAAUACGCACGGCGCCCAAGUUUAGGUGAUCGGAAAGCUCUUUCGGCAGAGCCACAGACUGCUGCCUGGGCGCAAGGCAAGCGUUGGGAGGAUUUGAUCGAGGCCGCGACAUCAGCAACUGAAGUUGACGAUGAUCGCCAAUCAGAGAUGGGCCGGUCGCCAACCAUUACACCCUUGAUUUCCAAUAUUACCUCGGCACCGUCAGCACACAAACACCGUUCAUCCCUGCCGCCAGCGUUCCAAUCGGCUUCCGGUUUCCCUCCACCCACGUCGCAUCGCCCGUUUCCACCACCGCAUUCUUACACCGCCUCGCCUUUGCACAAGUCACUCACCCCGCCGCCGUACGAAUUCUCGCGCAGCCGUGACAACGAUCUGGAGCCGUUCCCGUCGAUUGAGUCAUCCCUGGAUUCGGCGUCGUCGGCCUCUGGCAAGACUUUGGGAUUCUCCAAUCAUCUCAACUCGACCGCCAAUCCGGAUUCCAGCCCAGUCUUGAAUCUAUACCCGUCUUCUGCAGUCCAGCGACAGCACCAUCGGUUCAGCAACCCGACCCCCGCGUCUUUCCGUAGCAGGGAAAUCCAAAUUUAUUGUGCCCACUGCAAGCGGCCAUGGGCGUUGAAUGAAUGUUACGCCUGCACUGAGUGUAUUUGCGGGGUAUGCCGUGAAUGUGUCGGCAUGUUCAUCGGCAGCCCGCCGACCCCAUUCAAGAACGUCACGUCCAGCCCGGGCAGCGCCAUGUCCCAUGGACCAACUAGUUAUCCCGGUGCCCGGGGAUGCCCUCGGUGCAGGACGGUAGGCAGCAAAUGGAAAGCCUUUCAGUUGGAUUUCAAAUGA
Messenger RNA from Aspergillus ochraceoroseus IBT 24754, 1542 nucleotides. It is a transcript of the gene rfeD, whose product is annotated as putative transcription factor RfeD. Bases 1 to 1542 code for a protein of 513 amino acids. Lineage: Eukaryota; Fungi; Ascomycota; Eurotiomycetes; Eurotiales; Aspergillaceae. The record is from RefSeq and is a predicted model, not a curated record. The transcript has 5 exons.